Messenger RNA from Telopea speciosissima, 634 nucleotides. RefSeq names its product protein MOTHER of FT and TFL1-like. NCBI's taxonomy places the organism in Eukaryota, Viridiplantae, Streptophyta, Magnoliopsida, Proteales, Proteaceae. The transcript is spliced from 4 exons. The record is from RefSeq and is a predicted model, not a curated record. The coding region runs from base 16 to 561 and encodes 181 amino acids.
UCCGUCCGUCCUCUAAUGGCUGCCGCUGCUACUUCUUCUCGGUCCGUAGAACCACUGGCCGUCGGGAGAGUAAUCGGAGACGUUCUCGACAUGUUCUCCCCUACCAUUGAAUUCACAGUCCAUUACGGAUCGAAACAAGUCGCUAACGGCUGUGAAAUCAAACCUUCUGCUACACCUAACAAACCUAAAGUUCAGCUCUCUGGUUCUCGCCUCUCCAACAAUCUAUAUACUCUUGUUAUGACAGAUCCUGAUGCUCCAAGCCCCAGUGAGCCAAGUAUGAGAGAAUGGCUUCAUUGGAUCGUGGUGGAUAUUCCGGAAGGAUUGGAUGCUUCGAAAGGGAAAGAGAUAGUACCGUACAUGGGACCAAAGCCACCGACCGGCAUCCACCGGUACGUGUUCGCGUUGUUUCAGCAGAGAGGACCUAUGGCAAGGGAGAUUCGAUCGCCAGAUGCCCGCUGUAAUUUCAGUACUCGCAAUUUCGCCGCUCAGGGCGGCCUUGGCCUUCCCGUCGCCGCCGUCUAUUUCAACGCCCAGAAAGAACCGGCUGCCAGGAGACGCUGACCAGUGAUUAGUGACCUACCAGACUUAUUAUUGAAGUAAUUAAUUCCUCUCUUGUAUUGUAUUAUAUGUUAAU